Molecule: messenger RNA, 705 nt
Organism: Elephantulus edwardii (Cape elephant shrew)
Lineage: Eukaryota; Metazoa; Chordata; Mammalia; Macroscelidea; Macroscelididae
Gene: HAUS2
Product: HAUS augmin-like complex, subunit 2
Exons: 6
Biological process (GO): spindle assembly; centrosome cycle; microtubule nucleation
Cellular component (GO): HAUS complex; mitotic spindle microtubule; centrosome
Source: RefSeq, a predicted model, not a curated record
AUGGCUGCUAAUCCUUGGGACCCAGCUUCGGCUCCAAAUGCUGCCGGACUACUGCUGGGCCGUUUUGUAGCUUCAGGACUGGUCACUCAGGAGAUAUUAGAUAUAUCAAAGAAAUCAACUCCUUGCUUUGUGAACUUCUCCAGGUUACAGCAGAUCACAAAUAUGCAAGCUGAAAUCUACCAGAACAACUUGGAAAUUGAAGUCUUAAAACUAGAAAAAGAUACAGCAGAUGUUGUUCAUCCUUUCUUUUUAGCUCAGAAAUGUCAUACUCUACAAAGCAUGAAUAAUCAUUUGGAAGCUGUGCUGAAAGAGAAGAGGUCCCUCAGGCAGAGACUGAUGAAACCCAUAUGCCAGGAAAACUUGCCUAUUGAAGCAGUUUAUCACAGAUGCAUGGUACAGUUAUUGGAGUUGGCAGUGAAUUUCAUUGAGAAAUUAGAAGCUCAUCUUGAAACAAUUAGAAACAUUCCUCAGUUAGAUGAAAAUCUAAAGAAUAUAAACAAGGCUUUGGCAAAGAUGGAUAUUUUGGUAACUGAGACAGAAGAACUAGCAGAGAACAUACUCAAGUGGCGAGAACAACAAAGGGAAGUUUCAUCUUGUGUCCCUAAAAUAUUAGCUGAAGAGAAUGAUCUUCGUAAACAUGACGUUGUAAUGCCUCCUUAACGUUUUAAUUCUAAAGUUCAUGUCCAAACUAUUAAUGCUAAAUAA